Molecule: messenger RNA, 4967 nt
Organism: Hypanus sabinus (Atlantic stingray)
Lineage: Eukaryota; Metazoa; Chordata; Chondrichthyes; Myliobatiformes; Dasyatidae
Product: zinc finger protein 850-like
Exons: 3
Coding region: 129-2297 (722 amino acids)
Biological process (GO): regulation of transcription by RNA polymerase II
Molecular function (GO): RNA polymerase II cis-regulatory region sequence-specific DNA binding; DNA-binding transcription factor activity, RNA polymerase II-specific
Source: RefSeq, a predicted model, not a curated record
CCCAAAUAUCGCGCAUGCGCAUUGUAGACGAGAAGCUCAUAAGGUUCGGCCGCAGGUGUGCUGAAUGUGGGACAGGGUUCACGCAAUCAUCUCAACUGAAUGAACGCCAGUGAGCUCACACUGAGAAGAUGCCAUUUAUCUGCUCAGACUGUGGGAAGGGAUUCACUCACUUUUCAACACUACAGAGACACCAGCAAGUUCACACUGGGGAGAGGCCAUUCACCUGCUCAGACUGUGGAAAGGGAUUCAUUCGGUCAAAUCACCUACUGACUCACCAGUUUGUUCACACUGGGGAGUGGCCAUACUGCUGCUCUGAAUGUGGGAAGGGAUUCACUCAGUCAUCCACCCUUGUGAAGCACUACCAAAUUCACACCGGGGAGAGGCCAUUCACCUGCUCAGACUGUGGUAAGGAAUUCACUCAGCCAUCUCACCUACUGACACACCGGGUAGUUCACACUGGGCAGUGGCCUUUCACAUGCUCUGAAUGUGGGAAGAGAUUCACUCGGUCAUCUCAACUGCAGGAACAUCAGCAACUGCACACUGGGACGAGGCCGUUCAUCUGUUCUGAGUGUGGGAAUGGAUUCGCUCGGUCAUUUCAACUGAAGGUACAUCAGCGAGUUCACACUGGGAAGAAACCAUUCACCUGCUCAGAUUGUGAUAAGGAAUUCACGCGGUCAUAUAACUUGAAAGUUCAUCAGCGAAUCCACACUGGGGAGAAGCCGUACACAUGCUCAGACUGUGGGAAGGAAUUCACACGGUCAUCUGACUUAAAAAUACAUCAGCGAGUUCAUACUGGGGAGAAACCAUUCACCUGCUCAGAUUGUAGAAAACAAUUUGCACGGUCAUCUGACUUGAAAGUGCAUCAGCGACUUCAUACCGGGGAGAAGCUAUUUAGCUGCUCUGAGUGUGGGAAGAGAUUCACUCGAUCAUCUCAUCUACUCACACACCAGUUAGUUCACACUGGGGAGAAACCAUUCACCUGCUCAAUCUGUGGGAAGGAAUUCAUUCGGUUCUCUGACUGGAAAGUGCAUCAGCGAGUUCACACUGGGGAGAAGCCAUUCACCUGUUCUGAAUGUGGGAAGGGAUUCACUCGGUCUUCUCAGCAGAAGGAACAUCAGCGAAUUCACACUGGGGAGAAACCUUUCAAAUGCUCAGACUGUGGGAAGGAAUUCACUCGGUCGUUUCAACUGAAAGAACAUCAGCGAGUUCACACUGGAGAGAGGCCUUCCACUCGGCAUCCCUGUAAACCCUCCUCUGUCCACUCUGACACAUUCAGGACUGUGGGAAGUGAUUCACUCAGUCAUCUCAUCCCAGCUGCAGACACACUAGUGAGUUCACACUGGGAGAUGCCGUUCACCUGCUCAGAAUGUGGGAAAGGAUUCACUCGGUCAUCCAACCUACGGAGACACCAACAAGCUCACACUGGUGAGAGGCCAUUCACCUGCUCUGACUGUGGGAAGGGAUUCACUCGGUCAUCUAACCUGCUGAAACACCAGUCAGUUCACACUGGUGAAUGCCUGUUCACCUGCUCUCAUUGUGGUAAGGGGUUUACUGGGUCAUCUAAACUACUGGCACACCAGGCAGUGCACACUGGAGAGAGGCCAUUCACCUGCUCAGACUGUGGGAAGAGGUUUACUCACCUAUCUAAACUCAAGGUACAUCUGCGAGUUCACACUGGGGAGAGGCCAUUCACCUGCUCAGACUGUGGGAAGGGGUUUACUCGGUCAUCUGACCUACUGGUACACCAGCGAGUUCACACUGGGGAAACACCAUUCAUCUGCUCGGAUUGUGGGAAGGGAUUCACUCGGUCAUCUGACCUACUGACACACAAGUCAAUUCACACUGGGGCAAAGCCAUUCACCUGCUCAGACUGUGGGAAGGGAUUCACUCGGUCAUCUAACCUAGUGGCACACCAGUCAGUUCAUACUGCGGAGAGGCCAUUUGCCUGCGCAGACUGUGGGAAGAGAUUCACCCGAUCAUCUGAAAUGAAAGUCCAUCAGCGAAUUCACACUGGGGAGAGGCCGUUCACCUGCUCAGAUUGUGGCAAGGGUUUUACUCGGUCUUCUAAUCUGAAAGUACACCAGCGAGUUCACACUGGACAAAGGCCGUUCACCUGCUUUGUAUGUGGGAAGGGAUUCACUCAAUCGUCUGACCUACUGGUACACCAGCGAGUUCACACUGGGGAAAGGCCAUUCACUUGCUUGGAUUGUGGGAAGAAAUUCACUCGAUCAUCCAACCUACAGACACACCAGCGAGUUCAUGCUGGCAGAAAAAGAAAGAUGCAAUCUUUUCAGUAAUUUCAUGUUCUCUGGCCCCGACCAUCUUACUUUCACCAUGGAUGUCGAGUCCCUAUACACAUCCAUACCCCACCAAAAAGGCCUCAAAGCUCUCCAUUUUUCUGGACACGAGUUACCCUCCACCACCACUCUCCUCCAUCAUACGGAACUAGUCCUCACUGUCAAUUAUUACCCCUAGGCUCCUCCCACUUCCUUCAAACAAAAGGUGUAUCCAUGGUACUCACAUGGGUCCCAGCUAUGCCUGCCUGUUUGUCAGCUAUGUGGAACAGUCUAUAUGUUCCAAGCCUAAACUGAUGUCACCUUCCCACUUUUCCUAUGCUACAUUGAUGACUGUAUUGGUGCCAAACUAGUCAACUUCAUCAACUUUGCCUCUAAUUUCCACCCUUCCCCUAAAUUUACCUGGUUCAUUUCUGACACAUCCCUCCCCUUUCUCAAUUUCUCUGCCUCUAUCAUUGGGGACAGUUUAUCCACUGAUGUCCAUUACAAACCCAUUGACUCUCACAGCUACAUUCACAGGAACAUUCUGAGAGGGAUUAAGCGAGAACUGUAAUCGCAUCGGUAAGGCUGUGGACCAGGCCAUUCUCUCCCACCAUCCCAUGCUGGUAGCUGCAGCUUAGCCAGUCCUCCUGCUGAGCCACUCAGCUCCAUCGUUCAGCACUGGCUCUCUGAACCCACCCCUACCACAUGCCCUGGGACUGGACCUUCAGUCAUGGAGAAACUAGGUGUGACAUCUUCAGUCUGGGAGAAACUGGAGAUUGGACUUUCAGUCCAGGAGAGACUGGGGAUGGGACCUUCAGUCUGGGAGAAACUGGAGAUUGGAUACUUCAGUCCAAGAGAGACUGAGGAUGAGACCUGCAGCUUGGGAGAGACCAUCAAUGGGUCAGUGGUUUGAUUUCACACCAGGUCUCCUGCCAGAUUGAAGAUAUCAUCCCCUGUCUCUGCCGGACUGAAUUCUCCUCCCCAGUCUCUGUCAGACUGCUGCGAUUCACUCUGCCAUCUGAUCUGCUGACUUACCAGCGAGUUCACACUGGGCAGACACCAUUCACCUGCUUCAACUGUUGUAAGGGAUUCACUCUGUCAUCCGACAUAUAGAGACACCAGAGAGAAGCCGUUCACCUGUUCCACUUGUGAGAAGGGAUUUACUCAAUCACUCGAUCAUCUCACCAGUAUUGGUACACCAGUCAGUUCACUCUAGGAAGAGGCCAUUCACCUGCUCAGACUGUGGGACGUGAUUCACUCAAUCAUCCACCCCUGUGAGACUACCGAGCUCACACUGGUAAAUAACUUGAAAUCAGUUGCUGGGUUUGAUGAACAGCAGCAAUAUUUGCCAAGUUCGGCACCACCAGUCAAUUUUGAACUUGCCUCUGUAUUCAGCAACUGUAAUGGAGAAAUAGUCAGCAUUCAGCUGAUUUAAAAUGUUUCCCCAGUGUGAACUGGGUUGUGCACAACAAGGUUGGUUGACCAAGUGAAUCUCUCCCCACAUUCAGAUCAGGUGAACAGCUUCACCCCAGUGUCAACUGACUGGUGUGCCAGUAGGUGAGAUGAUUGAAUAAAUGCCUUCUGACAAACAGAACAAGUGAAUGGCCUCUCUCCAGCUUCCUUAGACUGAAGAAGUGUCUGAACCCCUUCACAUAUCUGAGCAGCUGAACGGCUUCUCCCCAAUGUGAACUCGCUGAUGUUCCUUCAGAUGAGAUGAAAGAACAAUGUCCAUCCAGGAGCAUGCCUUAUGAAAACAGGUUGAGUGAACUCGGCCUUUUCUCCUUGGAGUGACGGAGGAUGAGAGGUGACCUGAUAAAAGUGUAUAAGAUGAUGAGAGGCAUUGAUCAUGUGGAUAGUCAGAGGCUUUUUCCCAGGGCUGAAAUGGCUGCCACCAGAGAGCACAGGUUUAAUGUGCUUGGGCGUUGGUACAGAGGAGAUGUCAGAGGUAAGUUUUUUUAUGCAGAGAGUAGUGAGUGCGUGGAAUGGGCUGCCGGCAACAGUGGUGGAGGUGGAUACGAUAGGGUCUUUUAAGAGACUUUUGGAUGGGUACAUGGAGCUUAGAAAAAUAGAGGGCUAUGUGUAACCCCAGUAAUUUCUCAGGUAGGGAUAUGUUCAGCACAACUUUAUGACCGGAAUAGCCUGUAAUGUGCUGUAGGUUUUCUAUGUUUCUGUGUUUCUAUGAAUAUAUUGGGACAGUCAAACUCAGUGACAAACAAGGCAUGAGUUAAGAUUUUAGCAAAAAAAAUUCAUUGCAAAUGGCAAAAUAAGCCUUCUUAGGAACAGGAUAUCCAUUCUGAAACUUUUUUAAUUGUGUCAUCAGUGAUAAAGAAUACUUUGGUUUUAUUUGAGACGAUUACCAAAGAGAAGGAUGCAAUCCAGGGGAGCAUGGUAAUAUCGCAGUUAACUUUACACUUCACAACUCCAGCAAUCAUAAGACUGGGUUUCAAUUAAUGCCGCUGUUCUCCCGUGAGGACAUGGGUUUCCUCUGGAUGCUCCAAUUUCCUCCUGACAUACGGAUCCAGGUUAGUAAGUUGUGGGCAUGUUAUGUUGGCGCUGGAAGCAUGGCAACACUUGUUCGGUGCCCACAACUUAUUUACCAGCUGUGUUGGUCAUUGACUCAAACAACGCGUUGCAUUGUUAUUCAAUAUUCCAAUGUACUUGUGACAAAUAAAACUCAUCUUUCUUUCAUCA